UUUUUUUUUUGUUUCAUUAGGGUUGCCUGAUCAUAUGAUUCCUCCCGUAUCCGAGUGGUGUGUCCUGUCAGACCAUCCGGAUAUCCACACCUCUUGGCUUCGUUCCAACACCAUGGUCAGGGUUAUAUAACGCAUGAAAAAAUCAUCUUGGAUCUGAUUGGGACUUGUCACCUCCCAGCGCAGGAUCAUCUCAGUAUGGAGUCCUUCAAUUCCUUCAAUUCCACCUCCCUUCCGCAAAUGGCUUCAUAUGCAGAUCUCGUGAAGCUGGCUCACCGGAACCCCAACCUAUCCAGCUUCGAAAACCUCUGGGAGGCAUACUACUCCUACUGGAAUAAUGAUAUCCUCGCCACUGGAAUCGUUACUUUCAUCGCGCACGAACUCAUCUACUUCGGCCGCUGUCUACCAUGGAUAAUCGCCGAUGCAAUGCCAGGCACUUUCAACCGAUGGAGAAUCCAGGAUCACAAAGCACCACCCUCGUUCGCGACUCAAUGGAAUUGCACCAAAUACAUCCUUGCCAUCCACUUCAUUGUUGAACUCCCGCUCAUUGUCCUCUUCCAUCCCAUGAUGGACCUUUGUGGCCUCAAGUACACCUCCCCCUUCCCAGCCUUCAAAACCGUCGCUGCCCAACUCGCCCUUUUCUUCAUCGUUGAAGAUACCUACCACUACUGGCUGCACCGCGCCUUCCACUGGGGUCCCCUCUACCGCUCCAUCCACCGCAUCCACCACCAAUACGCGACCCCCUUCGGUCUCACGGCCGAGUACGCCAGUCCCUGGGAAACCCUUCUGCUCGGACUUGGCACAAUCGCCCCGCCGCUCGUUCUAGGUUACUUCACAGAGAACGUGCAUUUGAUCACGGUGUUGGUGUGGAUGGGUCUGCGCCAAGUCCAAGCCAUCGAUUGUCAUUCGGGAUAUGAUUUUCCCUGGAGCAUGAGGCGCAUUUUCCCAUUCUGGGGUGGGGCCGACUGGCAUGAUGAUCAUCAUCGCUACUUUGUGGGGAAUUAUUCUAGCUCGUUCCGUUACUGGGAUAUCUUGAUGGGUACCGUUGCUGGCCCGAAGAAUGGACGCGAGAAGAGACGUCGCGAUUAGAUUUUGAUUCCUGACUUGAGAGGUAAAAGCUUUUGUUUUUGCUCUUGUUCCUUAGUAUUAUUUUUAAUAGGGCUGUUCGUGUACAGAUGUGGCCUUCUUUUUUGUAUGACUAGAAUGUGUACUAUUACAUGAGAUAAAUAAUUAAUAUGAAUAAUAUGCCUACGA
Aspergillus alliaceus is the source of this 1251-nucleotide messenger RNA. RefSeq names its product sterol desaturase family protein. The record is from RefSeq and is a predicted model, not a curated record. The transcript is spliced from 3 exons. Gene Ontology annotation, molecular function: iron ion binding; C-4 methylsterol oxidase activity. Gene Ontology annotation, biological process: ergosterol biosynthetic process. Lineage: Eukaryota; Fungi; Ascomycota; Eurotiomycetes; Eurotiales; Aspergillaceae. The coding region runs from base 196 to 1086 and encodes 296 amino acids.